Messenger RNA from Scleropages formosus (Asian bonytongue), 5364 nucleotides. Its product is annotated as potassium voltage-gated channel subfamily H member 6-like. The transcript has 16 exons. Gene Ontology annotation, biological process: regulation of heart rate by cardiac conduction; regulation of ventricular cardiac muscle cell membrane repolarization; potassium ion transmembrane transport. Gene Ontology annotation, cellular component: plasma membrane. The record is from RefSeq and is a predicted model, not a curated record. NCBI's taxonomy places the organism in Eukaryota, Metazoa, Chordata, Actinopteri, Osteoglossiformes, Osteoglossidae. Gene Ontology annotation, molecular function: inward rectifier potassium channel activity. Bases 360 to 3929 code for a protein of 1189 amino acids.
AUAAUUUCCGCGUCCCCUCCUUUUCCUUAUUCUUCGACUAGUCAAGCCGUUUGACAUAGCGACCUUAUCUCGCGCUGCAACGCGGCAAAGCGCCGCGCGCCACCCGCCUCGUCGCGGCUCGGCUCCGGCUCCAGCGCUAGGUGUCGUUUGAACUGUCGUCCUGACGGAGCGCGCGCGCGUGAAGUCGACUCCGCGGCUGUGCCGCGUUAACCGGCGCUCCUUCGUCCCCGGCCUCUGUCACUGCUUCCUCCAUACUGCCCGACAUGCGUCUCAGUUUUACUCCCUGGGCGCAUACUUUUUUUUAAAUAGGACAAAGCCGAGGGGUUAAUGCGUUGGAAGACGCUGUUCGGUACUUGAAAAUGCCAGUGAGACGAGGACAUGUAGCCCUGCAGAACACGUACCUGGACACGAUCAUCAGGAAAUUCGAUGGACAAAACCGCAAGUUUCUCAUCGCCAAUGCACAGAUGAAGAACUGUUCCAUCAUCUAUUGCAAUGAGGGCUUCUGCCAGAUGUUUGGUUUCUCGCGAGCAGAGAUCAUGCAACAACCAUGCACCUGCCAGUUCUUGGUGGGGCCAGGAACCAUGAAAAGUGCCUUGGCCCAGAUAGGACAAGCACUUUUGGGUUCUGAGGAACGCAAAGUGGAGAUCCUGUACUAUGCCAAAGAAGGGACCUGUCUGCCCUGCCUGGUCGAUGUGGUACCAGUGAAGAAUGAGGAUGGAGCCGUCAUCAUGUUCAUCCUCAACUUUCAGGAGUUGUUGGACACGUCACCCAAAAAGGGCGGGCUUCGUCAGAGAAUGGCACAGGGCUGGAUCAAGGCUGGUCAAAGUCGCAGACUAAGGCUGAAGUUGCCAUCUCUACGGUCCAUUGCCCUGCACCGACCAUCCCUCACAAAGGAUCAGUUUGAAGGUGUGGUUGUGGACUAUCUGCAGCCCAGCAGCGAAGAGGUACCCCUCAAGGAGUUCCGUAUCCCAUCCAAAGAGAGCUGCGUACAGUCAGAAACAGAGGCCCUGAUUGAGCAGGACCAUAAUGCAGACCUGGUCGGCAGCACCUCCCCCUGUCACCUCCUGGACCCAAAUGGCUCUUUCCCAGAGGGAGGGUUGCUCCGUAGCCGAUCCCGUGAAAGUGUGCAAAGCCUCCGCCGAGCCUCCUCACUCGAUGACAUUGAAGGGAUGCGGGCGGACUGGGGUGGCCGAAGCAGAAACUCCAUCUCUAAUAGUAACCUGAAACCCAGCAUGCUCAAUUCCACCUCAGACUCAGACCUGAUGAAGUACAGGACCGUUACCAAGAUUCCGCAGGUCACACUCAACUUUGCCCAUGACCGACUGCGGCCCCCCUCACCGACCGAGAUCGAGAUCAUUGCACCCAGCAAGGUGAAAGACCGCACGCAGAAUGUCACAGAGAAAGUCACACAGGUGUUGUCCCUGGGGGCAGAUGUGCUACCUGAAUACAAGCUGCAGGCCCCACGCAUCCACAGGUGGACUAUCCUGCACUACAGUCCUUUCAAGGCAGUGUGGGACUGGGUCAUCCUGUUGCUGGUCAUCUACACUGCUGUGUUUACGCCCUACUCAGCAGCCUUUCUGCUCAACGAACAGGAGGAUGAGCGCCGGCGCACCUGUGGCUAUACCUGCAAUCCACUCAACGUAGUUGACUUGGUCGUGGACGUCAUGUUCAUUGUGGACAUCCUCAUCAACUUCCGAACCACUUAUGUCAACCACAAUGAUGAGGUUGUCAGUCACCCAGCUCGUAUUGCUCAGCACUACUUCAAGGGCUGGUUCCUCAUUGACAUAGUAGCUGCCAUCCCAUUUGACCUGCUCAUCUUCCGCUCUGGCUCUGAUGAGCCCCAGACGACAACUCUGAUUGGCCUUCUGAAGACAGCUCGGCUACUGCGAUUGGUGCGUGUGGCACGUAAGCUGGACCGCUAUUCGGAGUAUGGUGCAGCGGUGCUCUUCCUACUGAUGUGCACUUUUGCCCUCAUCGCUCAUUGGCUGGCCUGCAUCUGGUACGCCAUCGGCAAUGUUGAGCGCCAUGGCUCAGCGCGAGUUGGAGGCAUGAAGAUUGGUUGGCUGGACAACCUGGCUGACCAGAUUGGCAAGCACUAUAAUGACAGUAACAGUGCCUCAGGCCCUUCGAUCAAAGACAAGUACGUCACUGCUCUUUACUUCACCUUCAGCAGCCUGACCAGUGUGGGCUUUGGCAACGUAUCGCCCAACACCAAUCCAGAGAAGAUCUUCUCCAUUUGCGUCAUGCUCAUUGGAUCUCUGAUGUACGCCAGUAUCUUCGGCAAUGUAUCCGCUAUCAUCCAGCGACUGUAUUCAGGAACAGCCCGCUACCACACCCAAAUGCUGCGUGUCAAGGAGUUCAUCCGCUUCCAUCAGAUCCCCGGGGGCCUGCGACAGCGGCUGGAGGAGUACUUUCAGCACGCCUGGUCCUACACCAAUGGCAUCGACAUGAAUGCUGUCCUGAAGGGCUUCCCUGAGUGCUUACAGGCAGACAUUUGCCUGCACCUGAACCGCAACUUGCUGCAGCACUGCAAGGCCUUCCGAGGAGCCAGCAAGGGCUGCCUGCGAGCACUUGCCAUGCGUUUCAAGACUACCCAUGCCCCGCCUGGGGACACUCUUGUGCACUUUGGUGAUGUGCUCACUGCCCUCUACUUCAUUUCACGUGGCUCCAUUGAGAUCCUCCGUGAUGAUGUGGUAGUAGCUAUUCUAGGUAAGAAUGACAUUUUUGGGGAGCCCAUCAGCCUAUAUGCUCGACCUGGGAAGUCCAACGCAGAUGUGCGCGCGCUGACCUACUGCGAUCUGCACAAGAUUCAGAGGGACGACCUGCUGGAGGUACUGGACAUGUACCCCGACUUCUCUGACAACUUCUGGAGCAACCUCGAGAUCACUUUCAACCUGCGAGAUGCAGAUCGCAUUAUGCAGCCCAUCCCAAGCGAAGACUCCGACUGUGGAUACCGUCGGCCACGACGCCGCAGGAAUUCCUUGCACCGCCGUAACCGGCCCGAUGGAAUGGAUCGAGAGGACUCCUGCCCCGAUCCGUCCUGCCCUUCCCUGGGCAACCACCGGGCCUCUGUGCCCCGCCCACGGUGGGAGGAGUUUUGCAGCAGUGGAAGUCCCUGCUCCCAGUCCAGCGAAGAUGAGAUGAAAACCCCAGGCCACAGCAAGGGUGAGCUCUACCCCCCUGGAGGUGACAGCCGGGACUACCCCCCUACUGUGGUCAGCCUGCUGCCCCCUGGUGCAGCAACAGCUGGCAUGGGUGGCCCCCUGGACAGAGGACACUCAUACACAGCAGCACCUCUCAAUGUAGCUGGUCUCUACGGCUACUGGCCUGACCGGCGCUCAUCCUCCGCGAGGGCCACCUACCACCCACCCCCAUGCACCGAGGAGCGGCCCAGUGAGCUUGAGUCCCGCCUGGAGAUACUGCAGUCCCAGCUCAACAGACUGGAAACUCGAAUGACAGCCGACAUCAACGUGAUAUUGCAACUGCUCCAGAGGCAGCUGGCCCCGGUCCCACCUGCCUACAGUGCUGUAUCACCCAGCACCCAUCCCCCACACCCAUCCACCCUGUACAGCGGCGGAGGCCAAGUGCUGCACACUGUGGCCCCGGUCCCCCCUGUGCAAAUCGACAGUCUGGCCUCGCCUCUGCAGAGUCCCGACUCGGACAAGUUCCACGACAAGUCACGGGAGUCUCUGUCCAGCGGGGUUAACCUGACUGCUGCCUCAGACGACACCAUGUCCAUGUCCCCCGAGACCGAGCCGGCCCCAUCAAUUUGCCUGCCCCUAUCCACAACUUCACCUCCUGCCCCCACAGACUCUCCUCGACUGUGCGGCAGCCUGCGCUUCCCUUCGCUUCCCGAGAACUUGGAGACCUCCGCUGAGCUGGCUGAGAUCCAGAGGCACAUCUCAGACCCCGUGCUUCCAGGAAGUUAGAGCCUCAGGCUCAGAGCGCGACCCCUCACAGUCCCCUGCCCACAAUCUCCACCUGGACACUUUUAGGAUGGAGACAGUGAGUCAACAGCUUGCCUCCCAUGUCCCCAUUUCUCAGGAAAGCCCUGCCCUCCCCUCCCCAAAAGAGAUUACACACAAUAGUUGAGUGUAUCCCUCUGUCCAUCACUUUGGAACUCACUGUAGCUGGACAUUUUAGCUCCUUUCUUCAAUCAGCUUCACAGUGAGACCCCCCUGCCUGCCAAUCCGCCCUUCAAUGUGGAGGACAGUACUUUCCUCCCAGGCAAACCGUUUGCGUGUAAGUUUUCCUUGGUCAGAGCCUCGGCAGUAAGCGUUGGCUCUGAAGCCAUCUUUGUCCGUGUGAAUGGUGUUGGUUAACAACCAGGAGACGGCGCAUCUGCUCUGCUGGGUCUGAAUGUCAGGGGUUCUGUUCUGGAGCACACAGUUCUGGGAAGCACUUGCUAAACCCUCACAGAUUAACCCAGAUUGCAACUGGAGCUCUGUGAGUCUGUUCAAAUGUAUCUGUGUAUAUACAUUGUGUAUAUUCUGUACACAGACAGUAGUUUUUAAAUGUGAAUAAUGGUCAUUUACAAAACACCUCCUCUACAUAAUUAAAUUGAAGUUAAAAGAUCUGGAAUUUAAAUAGAUCCAAGGCACUGAUUCAGUUGGUCAUGGACUUGUGAAGAGGACAGGAGAAUUUUGAGGCUCUUAUGCAGGCACACAGAAUCAAAGCAGCAGUUCUGUCAUUAUCCGUUAAAAAAAAGACACCAAAAUGGAGAGAUCAUGCACAGCACAAGAGUGGUUGUCCAAGAGCCCUCAUUGUUAAUCACAGGAAACGAGACAAGGCAUCCCGUCACACUCUUGGUACUAAACAGCACCACUCUUUUUAAAUUGUACCAGUUGGCAGGUGAAUGUAACACAACAUUAAGCAUUGUUGUUCUUGUGCUUUAUGAAACUUUCACUUAAAAUCUCAAGGAAUUUUUUUGUUUAUAGAUUAUUUAUAACACUUAAUACAGAAAAAUGAAAUGAACAAAGUGUUGUCCUAUUUUCACAUACAUUACUUGCAAUUUUCCAUCCUGGACAAAGAGCCCAUUUCUUCAGGGAGAAAAUACAGAAUGUAAACUGACAUCACGUUGUAUGUGACUGCAUUGUGCAUCUCACCUUGCCUGCUGCACAACGUAUUGCAGAGCUGCACCCCCCAACCCUGGAUCUAUAAAAACGCCUUCCCAACUGUCAGAUAAGCCCAAAUACACUUUCAUUUUGGUCUCUUAAUGCAUUGGAGUAAUUAGUAGUAUUUAGAUCUUGUAACCUUUGUAUUUCCUGCUGAUGUUCCUACUUCAUGGGAUAUUUACUAUAAACAGAAAUAAGUCAUAAUCAUACCACCAGAGCCAUUAACAAGGACAAAAUAUACCAAGUAAAG